Molecule: messenger RNA, 1887 nt
Organism: Asparagus officinalis (garden asparagus)
Lineage: Eukaryota; Viridiplantae; Streptophyta; Magnoliopsida; Asparagales; Asparagaceae
Product: renalase
Source: RefSeq, a predicted model, not a curated record
UCGAGGGACCAUUCCGCAAAAAAGAAAAAACCCAACAAUAUCGUCAAAAUUUCCCUCGCUAAUCCACUCCCAAGCUCCAUUUUCAUCAAUGGCUACUUCUCUCUUGCCGCCUUCUUCUCCUCUCAAACCCUCGAUGUUAAUCCUCCACAAAAACCCUACAAUCCCCAAAACCCUAACCCUAACAUCCAGCGACGAGAGAAGACCAAACCCUAGCAGGAGCAAGACGACGAAGCGGAAGCGCUCGUCGUACGGAACCUCUAGGAGGUCAGUCCUCAAGAAGAGCUUCUCUCAGGAGCAGGUCACCUUCGUUUCUCCUCCCUCCGCCGCCGCCACCGCCUGCGCCUCCGCCCUCGAGGACCGUGGUGUUCGAUCCACCGUCUUUGAUACAGGGAUGCAUGGUUUAGGGGGGAGACUGGGGACGAGAAUGGUUGAAUUUGAUGGCCAGGAACUGGUUUUUGAUCAUGCCGCUCAGUUCUUCACCGCGAGCGAUCCGAGGUUUGAGAAGUUUGUUGAGAAAUGGUUGAAGGAAGGGCUGAUUCGCGAAUGGAAGGGUCAAAUAGGGCAGCUUGAAGCUGGGGGUCGUUUUAAUCCGGCGCCUUAUACUACUCCGAGGUAUAUAGGAGCGAGGGGGAUGCGGCCUCUUGCAGAUUCGAUCCUGGUGCAGAGUCGUAUGGUUAAUGUUGUGAGGCCUUGCUGGGUAAGUAAGCUUGAGCCAUUUAAUGGAAUGUGGCAUUUGAGUGAGAAGGGGAAUACGCAAGGCCAGUUUGAUGCAAUUGUUAUUGCGCAUAAUGGUAAAUGUGCAAAUCGCUUGCUGUCAUCUUCUGGCUUACCACUACUAUACAAGCAAAUGAAGAGACUGGAACUCAGUUCUAUAUGGGCGCUUCUUGCAGCGUUUAAAGAUCCUCUUCCUGUUCCUGUUGGAGCUCCCAUGGUUUUUGAAGGAGCUUUUGUAAAAGGUGUGGAUUCUGUUUCAUGGAUGGCCAACAAUACCAGCAAACUUUUCCCCUUGCAAAGUGGCUUGCCUCAAUGUUGGACUUUUUUCAGUACAGCUGCUUAUGGAAAACGAAAUAAAGUCCCCCAGGAAAAUAUCCCCUCUGUCACAGCAGAGAAAGUGAAGGCAGAGAUGCUCAAAGGUGUUGAGACUGCUCUUGGAUUAUCUAAGGGAUCACUUCAGCGCCCAUUUUACUCUCGAGUCCAGCUAUGGGGUGCAGCUCUCCCAACCAACACUCCUGGAAUUCCUUGUAUCUUUGAUCCUCAUGGACGGGCAGGGAUCUGUGGUGAUUGGCUGCUCGGGUCUAAUCUUGAAGCUGCAGUCUUAAGCGGAAUAUCUCUCGCACAUCAUAUGGCAGAUUAUUUUCAAAGUGGUGGAGCUCAGGCGGAAGAAUUUGAAAUUGGCUUACAUGAAACGUAUAAAGCAGUAGAUGGUCAUGAUAUUGGUCAGUUCCACGAUUUGGGUUCUAAAGACAAACUUCUUGCUGUUCAGGCAUCCGCAGCUUGCUUGUGAUAAUUAAGAAGAUAUGUAAAAAGGGUCAGCAUGAGGUACUUGUCCAAGUCAUUACCAUUGCUAAACCCUCUCUGAAGCAUUUUUGAGAUCCCUGUACUGAUGCGCCCGACAAAAUCAAGAGAUAGAUGAGGAAAUCUCCACCAUAUAUGCAUAUGAACUAAGCUAUGAAAUGCAAAUGCUCUUCAGUGUUAUAAUUGUUUGUAAUGAUCUUUACUCUUCAAGUGGAAUGUAAACAGUUGAGAGUACAGUUUUUCUCACUGGUGCAAUGCAAAAUUAUUUGCUUGUAUCUUAUCUUCCUGUUUGGUUGAAAAUAACCAAACACAUGUAGUUGCGUUUCACAAUGCAAUAACAACUCCAGCAGGGACUUCUAGUUUUGGAUUGUA